Suillus plorans is the source of this 1932-nucleotide messenger RNA. RefSeq lists its product as uncharacterized. NCBI's taxonomy places the organism in Eukaryota, Fungi, Basidiomycota, Agaricomycetes, Boletales, Suillaceae. The transcript is spliced from 7 exons. The record is from RefSeq and is a predicted model, not a curated record. Bases 1 to 1932 code for a protein of 643 amino acids.
AUGGCCCCUCGACGAUGGGCAUCAUCAGAUGAGGAGGAGUUUGUCAACACAUUCUAUGAGAAGUAUCAAUAUUGCCAAGCAAGGAGGGACUACACCACCUUCUGGAACCCUUUCUACGAGGCUUGGGGCGCCAAAUUUCCUGAGUGGCUUGUUGUUUUUCCCGAAAUUCCUUUGGACAAAGAGCUAAAUGUAGAACAAAAGCAAAUUGUUAGUGCCGCGUAUGACCGGCGGAAGCUGCAACUCAUGAACAAGCUUCGUAAUAACUGGGGAUCAUCAAAGGCAUCGCGUAAAGCAAAGAAUACUGGAGAAAAGACGCGCCAAAGCUUGAUUGCCAGCAUCACUGCCCCACAGAGAGCCCGUUCUUUGCAAUCCCACGAGGCCUACUCCAAGUUGUAUUUUGCAACCUGCGUGAAGCCUGCUGUAGAUGCCGAGAUGCAGCGACUUCAACAUGUUGCAAAUUUGGCGAAGUUAGGUAAUGGAACGGAUGAAGAAGGGGAAAAGGAUCUCGAUGACACUACCACUGGCGAUCCAUCGAGUAGCUCCAUGGAGAAAGAGGUCAAAGCUGAAGUGGCAGCAUACAUCGAGCAGCUCAACGAGAAGAAAAGUCAGGACUUAGAGGCUGCAAAGACAGGAGAAGGGAUAGAUCACCAAGUAACUAUUGACCGGCUUGUUGACAUCCUUGCCGAGUUCUUUCAAGAACUUGAGCGACUCACAGGGUGGUCCUUCUCCGUCCUCAUGGGUGGGCCUACACCUGCAUUAGGAGGGAAGAUCAAUGUCAGUAGCUUCCAUGUUGGAUGCACUGAGAUGGGAAACCUCUUCUCAGACGCAUAUCCUGACUUCAAUAGUACAAUUAUGAAACCUUGGGUGGAAUUCAUUAACCAUGUGCAUCCAACCGCUGCUGCAAAAGGACUUAAGAGAUAUUGCAGCGUCGAGUCGAUGAACAAUAUCAGUCUUGAGAAGGGUACUGGUACCAUGAGCAAAUCGGUCAAUACGAUGGCGAUGUCUGGGCCCUCAAAUUCAAAUGUCACUGCCACCACUCUUCUUCCACCCCUUGAUGAGUCAGACGAACUUAAUCUUCUCGCUGAUGGCUUCUUCGCAUCAAAUGAAUACUCUCAAUUGCACAAUCUGGAUUUCAGUAUCCUACAACCACAGUUGCCUCCGUCUUCGGCACUUUCAUCUUCCAAUUCGUAUUCCUCCAUCAACCCUUAUGACGAUUUUUCUUGGAUGCUGUCAGCCUUGCAGCCACCGACACAAACCUCUGGACAGGGCGAGGCAUAUGCACCCAGGCCUGGGCUCAUUCUACCCCAGCCUUCCCCACCUCCGACGUAUCCUUCACCACGAUCAAUGUGUGCUCCCACACCCUCCACUACCACACUCGAAUCAACUUUGUCACAGUCCAUUCUGCCCGCCAAGCUGGUAUGCAAUCCUCCCUCGUUGACUGAGUUCCUUCAAGACGUCAUGAAGAAACCGGCACAUCAGUCACCUGCACCUACUGACAAACAAGCACCCUCAUGCCCACCGCAAGUAUCCAUGAACGCUCCUCCUGAGAUGACUCAGACUGUGCCACUUGCACGAAGUUUGCCAGGAGCCCCUCCUUCGCAAAUUCUACUACCAGGAGUCAUUCAUUCACAGACCCCAUUACUCCCAGAGGGAUCAACAGCACCUGCUGUACAAAAUCCGACUCCACCUGCUGUUCCCACACAGAGUUCACCUCCCUCAUCGACCACGAACUCUGCUAGUCCCUCCACAGUUGGCGUUUUGACACUACCGGCUGUUGAUCAAACUAUAGACUCCCCUGAUGUGGCUCCUACCUACAUAUCUCCUCACCACGCUUCCAAACGAUGCAGGCACCACGACAGCAACAAAGGCGAAGUCUCUGAUGGUCUGGUGACUGGUCGUUCCAACUAUCCAAAGGAAAAGGGCUUGACUUAA